Messenger RNA from Hermetia illucens (black soldier fly), 1797 nucleotides. Its product is annotated as scoloptoxin SSD14-like. Gene Ontology annotation, molecular function: glutathione gamma-glutamate hydrolase. Gene Ontology annotation, cellular component: plasma membrane. The coding region runs from base 290 to 1771 and encodes 493 amino acids. Lineage: Eukaryota; Metazoa; Arthropoda; Insecta; Diptera; Stratiomyidae. The transcript has 8 exons. The record is from RefSeq and is a predicted model, not a curated record. Gene Ontology annotation, biological process: glutathione catabolic process.
UUGAUAAGAGAAAGAUCAAAAUGACAUUGUCAAUAGGAAUUUUCAUUAUUCAUAUUAAAAUACAUAUUUAACAUAUAUCCCAUAAAAAUUCUCUAAAUAAAUUGAUUUUGAACUUUGUUUUCAAUUUGGGAGAAAUACGAUUUAAUAUAUUUUUAAAAUGCUACACAAAAAUUAUGAAAGUGAAGUUACAUUGAGCAGUGUAAUAUAAUGUGCGUAUUUAUAUCAUUGAAAAGUUCCUACUGCUGGGAAAGCAAAAAUCCUACAGCAGGACGAACUUUGAAUAAUUGCCAUGGCUGAACGCAUGGUGCCCCGGAUGAUGGUAUUUAUUCUGGUGUUAGUUGUUGGUCUAGUUUGUCUUACCAUUUUCCUGGCUAUUGUUUUUAUUAAAUCCAAAACGACAACAAAUGGGACAAUUUUUGCGAAUAGAAAGGAAUGUGCGCAAAUUGGAGGGAAAAUGUUGAAAAUGAAUGGUUCAUUUGCUGAUGCUGCCAUUGCCAUGCUGUUCUGUGAAAGUGUUCAUCAGCCGCAAAAAUUGGGAAUCGGCGGUGGAUUCCUUGCCUUAAUUUAUGUUAAAUCAAAUCCAAAUGCAAUGGCUCUCAUUGCUCAAGAAAUUGCACCAUUAGCCGCAAAAGAAAAUAUGUUUAAAAACAGAUCCAGUAAAGAUGCUUUCUUUAUAGGGGAGUUGGCUAUAGCUGUACCUGGUCAAGUGAAAGGAUAUUACGCAUUGCAUCGAAAAUAUGGUCGGCUCAAAUGGGCUGACUUGCUAAAUCCAGCCAUUAAACUCUGUGAGUCUGGGCACAUUGUCAAUCGUGAAUUAGCGAACGAUUUGAAAACGAGAGAAGAUGAAAUUCGAAAAAUAUCUUCUUUUCGUGAAAUUUUUAUUAAUCCGUCGACAAAUAAAACCUAUGAAAAGGGACAAUUAAUUCGGUACAUUCGCUUAGCUGAGACCCUGAAAGUCAUUGCCAGGGAAGGUCAAGAUACAAUUUAUAAUGGAGGGAAAAUUGGCAAGUUGUUGAUUCAAGACAUAAGGUCGUUUGGAGGAAUUUUGACGGAUCAGGAUUUGCUGCAAUAUAGGCAUAAGUGGAGAAAACCCAUAGCAACCAAAUUUUUGAAUUACACAGUUUACUCGAUGCCUGUCUCGGGCAGUGGAAUUCUAUUAAGUGUUAUUUUACAAAAGGCCCAGCAUGAUAAGCCCGAUAAGGACCCCUUCGGAAAAACUGGAGGAAAACAUGUCCACAUUUCAUCCCAAAAGGGGUUAAAACGAUACAAAAAGGAGGAGCAAAAGAAAUCUAUGAUAGCAAAACAGUUGGCUAACGUCAAGCUUUCGAAUCUAUCGCGUGUACGGUUCCAGGAUUCGAAAACCCUAAAUAUUUUGGAACAGUAUUCCGAGAAAGAAAUGACCUCUGUUCAUGGUCAAGUCGUGGUCCAUGUAGCUGUUCUAACUCCAACUGGUGAUGCAAUUAUUGUGAGCAGUACAAUACACUCAAGAUUUGGAGCCAUGCGAUUGUCAUCUCAUACAGGAAUAAUUUUGAAUGACGAAAUGAAACAUUUCAGCGGUCCAAAUCAAACUAACAUUCCCAAAAGCAGAACAUAUCUAUUAUCGACUAUGUGUCCGGUGAUAAUCGUAGAUAUGAAUGGGUUUCCGAAGCUUUUCACCUCCUCUGUAGGAGGAUCGAACGCCACAUUGGCAUUGGCGAAGCUAAUAGUUGAAAAUCUGCAAACUAAGAGAAAGCGAAAACGUUCUGUUUAUAAAUUAGCAGACAUAACUUGACAAUAAAGAAAGUAACAACCAACAAA